CUUUCCCUUAUUUUCUUUCUCCUUCUCUCUCUCUCUCUCUCUCUCUCUCUCUAAAUUCUCUCUCUUAGUUUCCCGUUUGAUUUUCAUACUCGCAAACACAAUCAUGGCCGUUCCGAAUUUCUCAUCAUCCACUUCCAGAUAAGUUUUUCGCUCUCUGAGCUCUUUUUUGUUCAUCAAUGUGGCUCCAUUUCUCGGCCCCACCUAGGGUUCUGUCUCUUCCCUUCUCACAGUUCACUCCUCAACCCUACUGUUCAACUUCGAACCCAUUUCCACCUUGUUGCCUCCAAUGAACUAGUGGGAUUCUCUUGUUUUUGCUUCUUUAAUCUGAAUCCUGGUUGAUUUUCACGCCGCCCCAAUUUUCGCUGAAAUGUCAGGCCCUCCGAGAAUCCGGUCUAUGAAUGUGGCGGAUUCCGAUUCCCGACCGGUACUUGGGCCUACCGGGAACAAAGCACGAACUGUAGAGACUAGAAAAUCCGGGGUGAAGCCAUUGAAGAAGCUUGAAAAGCCUCACCAAGAAGCUGAAUCAAAGGACAAGAGGGUGCCAUUGUCGCCGCCUCAAUGUGUUACUACAGUGCCAUCGGUUUUGAGGCAACAGGACCGCCACCAGGCGAUUCUUACCCUCUCGAUGAAUGCAUCGUGUUCUUCUGAUGCAUCGUCUGAUUCGUUUAAUAGUCGAGCAUCUAGCGCUAGAGGUACGAGGCAGCGCGGUCCGAAUUUGAGGAGAAAGUCUAGUAGUUCGGUAAAGAGGGCUGAAAAGGCCGUUGAAAAGGUUGGUGCUGAAAGUGUGGUGGCGGUGGCGAAUACAGUUGGUUGCUUAGAGCCCAAAAAACGAUGCGCUUGGGUAACUUCUAAUACAGAUCCAUGUUAUGCUGCUUUUCAUGAUGAAGAAUGGGGAGUUCCAGUUCACGAUGAUAAAAAAUUGUUCGAACUGCUUUGCCUAUCGGGUGCUUUAGCUGAACUUACGUGGCCUACCAUCCUCAAAAAAAGACAUCUAUUUAGGGAAACCUUCUUGGACUUUGAUCCAAAUGCUGUUUCAAAAUUAAACGAGAAAAAGAUGGUUGCACCUGGAAGUGCUGCUACCUCUUUACUGUCAGAACCCAAGGUGCGAGCUAUCAUUGAAAAUGGUCGUCAAAUGUGCAAGGUAAUUGAUGAAUUUGGAUCCUUCAACGUGUACGUUUGGAACUUUGUCAACCACAAACCUACCAUCAGUCAAUUCCGAUAUCCCCGGCAGGUUCCUGAUAAGACGUCGAAAGCAGAGGUGAUUAGCAAGGAUCUCGUAAAGAGAGGAUUUCGAAGUGUGGGACCAACAGUCAUCUACACAUUCAUGCAGGUGGCCGGGUUAACCAACGACCAUCUCGUCAGUUGCUUUAGAUUCCCAGAAUGUAUCGAGACAACAGAGAAAGGAGAAAGAGAUGGUGACAUCAAGCCUACUAUCAUCGAGAAAAUACCAGAGGCUCUGAAAAACUUGGAACUAUAAAGAAGAAGCCAUGGUCGCCCUUGAACCUUGCCUCAGUGUAAUUAACUUCCAGAGUUCUUUUCUUCUGCCUUUUUUGUAAUGUCCUGUAAAUUCCAUGAUGGGGUAAAUGUUAGCAAUAUUUUGUGUAUAAACUGACUUGGAUACAGAAGACAGCUAGAAUCAGUUCUGUAAGUUUACUACUUUAAGCAUGUGCUUGGUUAUUGCAUUUAGAAUUACAUUUUGAACCA
This is a messenger RNA of Cucurbita pepo subsp. pepo (vegetable marrow), 1704 nucleotides long. RefSeq lists its product as uncharacterized. The record is from RefSeq and is a predicted model, not a curated record. Gene Ontology annotation, molecular function: DNA-3-methyladenine glycosylase activity. Gene Ontology annotation, biological process: base-excision repair. NCBI's taxonomy places the organism in Eukaryota, Viridiplantae, Streptophyta, Magnoliopsida, Cucurbitales, Cucurbitaceae.